This is a messenger RNA of Caenorhabditis angaria, 8759 nucleotides long. Lineage: Eukaryota; Metazoa; Nematoda; Chromadorea; Rhabditida; Rhabditidae. The record is from the annotation of a GenBank genome assembly.
AUGGUGUUGGCUGGUGGAAGGAGCAAAAACCACAAAAAAAUGGAGCAAGAGCAAGAUUUUGGUGCGGAAAAAAGAGGGGACCGCAGUUUGGGCCGAGAAUCGGGCCAGGCCGCUUUCAGUAGGCUUUCGGAUGAUCGAGUUUAUAUUACAAGGUGGGCCAGGCCAAAAAAGGCCGGCCUAGGCUUAUUUAGGCUCAAAAAACCGCAAUUUUUGCAGAAAAGAAGACGAAACGGCUCAAAAAUCGAUAAUUUUCGCUCGCAACGACACUCCGCUCAAAAAACCCGCGCAAAAUUCGCGUUUUGAUGCUCAAAUUGAUUAUGAAAUUGAUAUGGAAGAUGGGCUAAGUUGGCCGAAUUUUCGAGAGGAGAAUUUGGGGAAAAAUCGAGCGAGGAGUGCACAAUUUUAUCAGAAUUUUGCAAAUUCCCGCAUUUCUUGGGGAUUUUUGUCGAUUUUUUUGGGUUUUUUGUUGAUUUUUGUAUAAAUAGGUCAAUUUUGGUGCAUUUUCGAGCAAAAAACAUGAUUUUUGGACAGAAAAACAUGUGAGAGAAGCUAGAGAAACCGGGGUGGUUAGAGACGCAGGGGGAGCUGGACAGCUAGAGAGCAUAAAGAGGUUAGAGACGCUAGAGAAGCUAGACAGAUAGAGGGCAUAGAAAGGUUAGAGACGCAGAGGAACAAUAAGAUAGCCAGGUUAGACAGCUAGAGAACACUAGAAACUAUAGGUUAGAGACGCAGAGGGAGCUAGAGAAGCUAGAGAGCACAUAGGCUUGAGAGACGCUAGAGAAGCUAGACAGCUAGACAGUGGAGAUAUGUUAGAGACGCAGAGAAGCUAGAUGCAAGAAAACUUGAUUUUUUGUCCAGAAAAAAGGAUUUCUGGCCAGAAAACAUGAUUUUUGGACGGAAAACAUGAUUUUUAGCCAGGAAACAGGAUUUUUGGACAGAAAACAUGAUUUUUGAACAGAACACUUGAUUUUUAGAUCAUUUUCCAUUAAAAAACAUGAUUUCUGGCCAGAAAACAAGACAUUUGACCAGAAAACUUCAUUUUUAAGUCAGUUUCUUAAAAAAAACAAGAUUUUUGGACAGAAAACUUGAUUUUUGAACGGAAAACAAGCAUUUUAAAGAGAAAAACAUGAUUUUCAGCCAGAAAAUAUGAAUUUUGACUUAAAAACAAGAUUUUUAGCCAGAAACCAUAAAUUUCAGCGAGAAAACAAGAUUUCUGCACGGAGAACAAGAUUUUAGUACAGAAACUAUGAAUUUUAGUCAGAAAACAAGAUUUUUGGACGCAAAAGAUAAUUUUUAGCUCAUUUUUCAUCGGGAAACAAGAUUUUUGGCCAGAAAAAAAGAUUUUUGGACGGAAAACUUGAUUUUUGGGUCAUUUUCCACCAAAAACACGAUUUCUGGCCAGAAAUUUCAGAAUCCCAGAAAUGCCUAGAAAAUAGGCUUUUAAGGUCUCCUUAAUGACCUUAAGGCUCUACAUUAAACCUUGAAUGAUAAAAACACGCAAAUCUACAGUAACCUACAGUAAUCAUCUUUGAAAAACAGUAAUUCAUUGAUAUACAGUACUCUACCGUAAACCUUGACUGAAAAAAAAAUGAUACAAAUUUUGAAGCUUAAAUUUGAUCUACAAAAAAAUCUACAGUAACCUGUUCAUAAACCCCUGGAUUACCUACAGUAACCCAAGGUGAUUUGAUAUUUUUCGAGCCAAAUUUCGAUCUACUUUCUGCAAAAUUUAUAUCAGAGAAAUUUGUGUAAACAUACUUGCCACUUAUCAUUUUGGAAUCUUUUCGAAAAAUAUUUCCAAUAUUUUUGAAACGUACAUUUCCCACCCGAAUAUUUUUGAAUGAUAUUUUCUGAUUUUUUCAGAAUUUUUGAGGGGAUUACUGUAGAGUACACGUGGCAAAAUUAAAGCGAAAAAUUUCAGAUAUUUUCAGCCAUUUUUUGGGGCUGAAAAUUUUUUUCGCAAACUUUUUUUCCCUGAUCAAUUUUUCCAGAAAAAAGUUCAAAAACAAUUCCAGAUCCAAAUUUUGUGCUGAAAAUGCUGAAAUUACUCAAAAUUGCUGUUAAUUAAUGUUUCCAGCGUUUUCAGCAGAAACUUCGGGUCUAGAAUCAGAAAUUCUUGAAAAUAACCCCCUUGAUCAAAACCUUCACUUCAAAAUCAUUUCCAGAUCCAAAUUUUGUGCUGAAAACGCUGGAAACAUUGAUUUUCAGCAAUUUUAAGUAAUUUCAGCAUUUUCAGCUCAAAAUUUGAGUCAGGAACUAUUUUUCAAAUUUUUUUCUCAAGAAAAAAAAGUUUGCGAAAACUUUUUGAGCCCCAAAAAAUGGCUGAAAAUAUCUGAAAUUUUUAGUUUUAAUUUUGCCACGUGUACUCUACAGUAAUCCCCUCAAAAAUUCUGAAAAAAUCAGAAAAUAUUAUCCAAAAAUAUUUGGGUGGAAAAUGUACGUUUCAAAAAUAUUGGAAAUAUUUUUCGAAAAGAUUCCAAAAUGAUAUGUGGCACUAAUGUUUGCACAAAUUUCUCUGAUAUAAAUUUUGCAGAAAGUAGAUCGAAAUUUGGCUCGAAAAAUAUCAAAUCACCUUGGGUUACUGUAGGUAAUCCAGGGGUUUAUGAACAGGUUACUGUAGAUUUUUUUGUAGAUCAAAUUUCAGCUUCAAAAUUUGUACAAAUUUGUAUCAUUUUUUUUUGAGUCACGAUUUUGAUGAUGAUUUUUUUAUGAAUUACUGUAGACUUUCAGCAUUUUCAGCACAAACUUUGGGAAAAUUGAUAUAGAUAUGUUUCUGGGCUGAAAUUUUGUGCUGAAAAUGCUGGAAACAUUGAUUUUCAGAAAUUUUAGGUAAUUUCAGCAUUUUCAGCACAAAAUUUGAGUCAGGAAAUGUUUUUCAAUUUUUUUUCUCAAGAAAUACAUUUACACGUGGAUAUUUUUUCAAAGAUGAUUACUGUAGGUUACUGUAGAUUUAUGUGUUUUCAUCAUUCAAGGUUUAAUUUAGAGCCUUAAGGUCAUUAAGGAGACCUUAAAAGCCUAUUUUCUGGGCUUUUCUGGGAUUCUAAAAUUUCAGAAGCUUAAUUAGGCCUUCCAGGCCUUCCUAGUGUAUUUUAGGCUUUAGGGGCCUAAAUUGAGGCUUUCCGGACCAAAAAAUGGCCCAAAAAGCCCUGAAAACCCCCAAAAUUACACCUUUCAGGAUAAACCCUAUAAUUUUGUGCUCAACAAAAAAGCGGAGCCCAAAAAAAUGGUGUUAGCUGGUGGAAGGAGCAAAAACCACAAAAAAAUAGAGCAAGAGGAAGAUUUUGGUGCUGAGAAACGUGGGGACCGAAGUUUGGGCCGCGAAUCGGGCCAGGCCGCUUUUAGUAGGCUUUCGGAUGAUCGAGUUUAUAUUACAAGGUGGGCCAGGCCAAAAAAGGCCGGCCUAGGCUUAUUUGGGCUCAAAAAACCGCAAAUUUUGCAGAAAAGAAGACGAAACGGCUCAAAAAUCGAUAAUUUUCGCUCGCAACGACACUCCGCUCAAAAAACCCGCGCAAAAUUCGCGUUUUGACGCUCAAAUCGACUAUGAAAUUGAUAUGGAAGAUGGGCUAAGUUGGCCGAAUUUUCGAGAGGAGAAUUUGGGGAAAAAUCGAGCGAGGAGUGCACAAUUUUAUCAGAAUUUUGCAAAUUCCCGCAUUUCUUGGGGAUUUUUAUCGAUUUUUUUGGGUUUUUUGUUGAUUUUUGUAUAAAUAGGUCAAUUUUUGAGCAUUUUCGAGCAAAAAACACGAUUUUUGGCCAGAAAAACAUGUAGAAGAAGCUAGAGAAACCGGAAUGGUUAGAGACGCAGAGGGAGCUGGGCAGCUAGAGAGCAUAGAGAGGUUAGAGAUAGCUAGACAGAUAGAGGGUGUAGAGAGGUUAGAGACGCAGAGAAAUCUAGAAAGUUAGAAGCUAGACAACUAGAGAACACUAGAAAAUGGGUUAGAGACGCAGAGGGAGCUAGAGAAGCUAGAGAGCACAUAGACUUGAGAGACGCAGAGAAGCUAGACAGCUAGACAGUGGAGAUAUGUUAGAGACGCAGAGAAGCUAGAGGCCAGAAAACUUGAUUUUUGACCAGAAAACAUGAUUUUUGGACGGAAAGCUUGAUUUUUGGACAGAAAACAGGAUUUCUGGCCAGAAAACAAGAUUUUUGGCCAGAAAAAAAGAUUUUUGGACGCGUAAGGUGAUUUUUAGCUCAUUUUUCACCAGGAAACUCAAUUUUUGGACAGGAAACAAGAUUUUCGACCAGGAAAACAGAAUUUCUGCCCAGAAAACAAGAUUUUUGGCCAGAAAACAAGAUUUUUGUACAGAAAACAUGAUUUUUGGCCAAAAACACGAUUUCUGGCCAGAAAACAGUAUUUUUGGACAAAAACAAAAUUUUUGGACGCGAAAAAUGAUUUUUAGCUCAUUUUUCAUCAGAAAACACGAUUUUCAGCCAGAAAACAAGAUUUUUGGCUAGAAACAAGAUUUUUGGACGUAAAAGUUGAUUUUUAGGUAAUUUUCCCUUAAAAACAUGAUAUGAUCACAAUUUUUAAUUAAAAAAAACAUCAUUUUUGGUCAGAAAACAAGAUUUUUGGCCAGAAAACACGAUUUUUGGCCAGAAAACUUGAUUUUAGCUCAUUUUUCAUCAAAUUUUAUCUCAUUUUCCAUAAUUUUCCCACCAAAAUCGACCCAAAACCCGUCACCAACCUUGGCCGUUUUCGAAAAUGUGUGCGAACUUUCGACAAUCACACAACUCUCCACAUUUCGCGCCAAUAAUCGCUCGGCGAAUUUCGUCGAAUGAAAAUUGAAGAGCGUCACGUUGAGAUCGGAGAAGGAUUUGGAUUUUGAGGAGCAUUGUUGAAGGCCGUGAAACAUGGCGGCUGCAAGUCAAAAAAUCGAUAAUUUUUGAGUACUGUAGGCGUUUUGGCGGGAAAAUUUGGAAUUUUUAGACACCAAACAAGCCUAGGGUUACUGUAGAUCAAAUUUGGCGGGAAAAUUCGGAAUUUUUAGAGCCUAGGGUUACUGUAGUUCAAAUUUGGCGGGAAAAUUUGGAAUUUUUAGACCCUAGGAUACUGUAGAUCAAAUUUGGCGGGAAAAUUCGGAAUUUUUUGACCCUAGGGUUACUGUAGAUCAAAUUUGGCGGGAAAAUUCGGAAUUUUUUGACCCUAGGGUUACUGUAGAUCAAAUUUGGCGGGAAAAUUUGGAAUUUUUAGACCCUAGGGUUACUGUAGAUCAAAUUUGGCGGGAAAAUUUGGAAUUUUUAGACCCUAGGAUUACUGUAGAUCAAAAUUUCACUUAAAAUGAGCAAUCCCAUAAUUUUCAGGGCGAAAAAAAAAGUUAGCCCCGAGUGGGGAUCGAUCCCACGACCUUGUGAUCCACAAUUUUCUGGCACAAAAACAUUCACGUGGCUGAAAAUGCACCGUUUUUCUUCGAAUUUUCACUGAAAAUGUCACAAAAACCUUUCCGUGGCCGAUUUUUUUCGAAUUUCCCCCAGAAAAAUGUCAAACUGAUAACAAAACCCCUUGAAAAAUGCUCAAAAAUCAACAUUUUGUGCAUUUUUCAUGUAAAAAAUGAUAAAAUUCGCGAUUUUUGCCAUAUUUUUGGUCAAUUUCGCAGCUGGGGAUGGAUAUUCGGACGAUUUUGUUCGAAAAUAUUUUCCCGUCACAUUUUCGGCUACCAGAGCCAAGAAUGCUUCAAAUUGCUUGCGACAAGUUUAUCAGGAUUUUGAGGUAUGUUAACUAGAGUCUAGUUUGGCCUAGGUAGAGCAAACUAGACUCUAGUUAAGCCCAAGAAUACUCUAGUUCAUCUUAACCUAACUAUAGCCUAGUAAUUUCAAAAUUUGAGAUUUUUCGGAUUUCAAAACUGGCUAGCUUUGGCUUUGACCUAACUAGACUCUAGUUUAACCCAACUACAGUCUAGUUUUCAUAUAACUAAAUGAAAAUGUUUGUAGUAUGCUCACAAACAUUUAUUUUUAUCAGAAAAAAAAUUGCACAAUUUUUUUCUGAUAAAAAAACCCACGUGGAAAUUUUCACUGUGCCAAACAUCAGAAAAAGUGGGAGAAAAAUAGGAUUUUCAAACUAGACUCUAGUUUAGUAUAACUAGACUCUAGUUUGGUUGCAAUAUAGUGUAGUUUGGUCAAACUAGAGUCUAGUUCAAGUUUUGGAUCUAAUUGGAUUGUGAACGAAAAAUUUCAGACAGUAAAACUAGACUCUAGUCUGACUGAAGAUAAAUGAAUUAUUUUUAAACUAGACUCUAGUUUGACCUAGAUAAACUAUAGUCUAGUUUGCUCGACAACUGAACCAAUACCGGAAACUAAAAAACAAGAUUAACCCAAACUUCGAAGCUAGACUCUAGUUUGACAUGGAUAAACUAGACUCUAGUUUGACCUAGAUAAACUAGACUCUAGUUUAAUCCACAACUGAGCCAAUACUGGGAGCAAAAAAAGGAUUCAUUAGCCUAUACCAAGCUUCAAAACUAUACUCUAGUUUGACCCAUCACCCGCAGAACUAUACUCUAGUUUUCCAUCAUAACAAAAAGAGUCUAGUCUUCCAAACUACACUCUAGUCUCUCCCAAAUGCCUCACAAACUAGACUCUAGUCUUCCAGUACAAGCGUCAAAUCGUCGUCGCAUGCGACGAAAUCGCAAGCGACACUUGCGGCGGCUACACAUUCGUCGCGCAUGACGUCAGCGCGAUAUUUUUGGUGUUUCGCGGAACUUUGGGCCUCAAUCAAUUGGGUCUCGAAGCGGAGGAGACGAUUUUCAAUGAAAAAGUGGGUUUUGGGCCGGAAUUUGGUGAUUUUUGGGUCAAAAUUCAUGAAUUUUGCUGAAAAUUCCCAAAUUUUGAGCCAAAAAACCGCAAAUUUCAGAUUUCGUGGCCUGGCGGUGGAUCGGUUGGCUUCUAUUUUGCACGAGCUUUCAAUUUGCUGUGGAACGCGGGCUUGAAAAAUGAUCUUCUAGGCUAUAUUGCAAAAAACCCGGAUUAUGAGUUGUGGGUAGGUGCUACUAGGUGAUUUUUGCAAGCCACGCCCACAAAACCAUGCGGCACAUACCUCGGCCAAAAUCGUGGUUUCCAAUAUAACAAAUUGUACGCUAAGUUUUUACAGUACAAAAAUUGUGAAUUUUUCAGUUUUUGUCCUCUAAAAAUUGUGAUAUUUCAAUUUUUGACCUCUAAAAACUGAAAUUCAGAUUUUUCCAAAAAUUGUACUGUGGCCAGCCACGGCUUGGCCGAGGUGUGAUGCGGCAGUGGGAAAUUCGGCGAUUUUUGAGUCCAAAUAGGCUCCGCCCCUUUUCUGCAAGUUUGGCAGGGCUUUCUGAGCUUAAUUUUGACACCAAAUAUGCUAUAUGUGUAAGCCACGCCCACAAAACCAUGCCGCAUGCAAAUACACCGUGUUUGGUGUCAAAAAAUGCGUAUUUUCACACAGGCUCCGCCCCUUUUCUGCAAGUCUGGCACACUUUUUCUUGCAGAUUGGCGGGCAUUCAUUGGGCGGCUCUCUGGCAAGUUUGGCGAGCAAUUUUCUGGUGGCAAAUGGGAUUUUCGAGGGGGACAAGAUCAAAUUGGUCACUUUUGGUCAGCCAAGGACCGGAGAUCGUGAUUUUGCCGAUUCUCAUGAUCGACUCAUCAAAUGGAGCUAUCGAAUUGUGCACAAAAAGGAUCUGGUUCCACAUAUACCGUAUAAUGGACAGGUGGAUUAUAGGUGAGUGGAAAAAGUGUGCCAGAGUUGCAGAAAAAAUGGGCGGAGCUUAAAAUGGUAAAAUUAAACUAGACUCUAGUUUGACAAUAUAAUAAAAACUAUAGUCUAGUUUGAUUCAAAUCCAUAUUUUUUAAGAAAAAUUGAACUAGAAAAGUCUAGUUCGGAAGUCAGUAAACUAGAUUCUAGUUUUUUGACCUCAUAACUAGACAAACCUAAGUUUCUAGGAUUUGGCAAUACAGCCGUUGGUUAAACUAGAGUUUAGUUUAGCAAUUUUUUCUAGUUGAGUGAAACUAGAGUCUAGUUUACUGACCUCCUAAACUAGACAGAAGGCUAGCCUAGACUCUAGUUUGACACCUCCAGGAAUCAUAAUUAAACUAGACUCUAGUUUGACUCAACUGAAAAAAUCCCCCAAACUAGACUCUAGUUUAAGCAAUGACUGGGUGAAUCUCAUUGUUAGAAACAUAGCUUCUCUGAAGCUCAAUAAACUAGACUCUAGUCUUCCACUAAUUUUCAAGUAUCAUAAACUAGACUCUAGUCUCACUUAUAAGUCUAGCAUAUAUAAAACUAUAGUCUAGUUUGAUUAAAAUCCACAUGAAAAAAUUAUUUUUUCAGAAAACUAGACUUCAAUUUAAUUCAACUGACAAAUUUCUGAACUAGACUCUAGUUUGACAUCUUCCACUAAUUUUCAAGUAAACUAGACUCUAGUUUCAUCAAACUAUAGUCUAGUUUAUCCACUAAAUACUUUGAAACGUAAAAAAUACAGGAAAAACUGUGCGAGACUUGCAAAAAAAGUGGGCGUGGCUUAUUUGGUGUCAAAAAUCGGCGAAUUUUUGAGUGCGACACAGUUUUGUGGGCGUGGCUUAAAAUAUAGCGUGUUGGAUGUCAAAAAUCGCCGAAUUUUGCAGACAUCAUCGCAACGAGAUCUGGUACAACAACAACAUGACACGUGGCUCGAGCUACAAAGAAUGCGAUGCUCAAGAAUCCCUGCUGUGCUCCGAUUCUCAUCUGGAUUAUUUGAUUGCAGAUCAUCAUCAAUAUUUUGAUAUUGCUAUUGCGAAUUAUGGGAAAAGGGAUUGUACAGGGGAUCCGAGUCAAUAA